Molecule: messenger RNA, 970 nt
Organism: Pan troglodytes (chimpanzee)
Lineage: Eukaryota; Metazoa; Chordata; Mammalia; Primates; Hominidae
Product: complement C3-like
Exons: 5
Coding region: 36-881 (281 amino acids)
Cellular component (GO): extracellular region
Molecular function (GO): protein binding
Source: RefSeq, a predicted model, not a curated record
AAAGUUGAAGGGGGACUGGGCGUGGCCUGCUGGGAAUGGGUGGGGAAGGGGCAGGCUCUUUUGAGUGGGCGUGGCCUGUUGACAGAGGUGGCUGGCCAGGGCCCUUCAAAGUGAGGUUUGUAGGGGGCAGGGCCAGGAAGAGGGGAAGGUCUGGGAGGACCUGGAGGGCGCAGCCCAGGGACAAGGAGGGGCAGGAGGGAGCCUGGACUUUGGAGGAUGGGGAAGGCAGGCCAGGGCCCGGAGUGGGUGAAGACUUCUCAGGACUAGGCCAGGUAGGCAACGAACCCCCAGGAACACUGGCCCAAGACAACGCCCUCCCCCAACCCCUGCACCCUCCAUCCACAGCCCGGAAGUGCAGCACUUUCUACAACCUGCCCACAGAGGAAUCUUCCCUGAGAAAGAUCUGCCACAAAGACAUCUGCAGAUGUGCAGAGGGACAGUGCCCAUCCCUGCAGAAGCCCAGUGGCCAAUUGAGGCAGGAGGAGCUCCAGACAACAGCAUGUGAGGCAGGCGUGGAUUUUGUGUACAAGACAAAGCUGGAAUCUGUGGAGGUCUCUGCCUCCAACCCUUACGUCUAUUACAACACGCAGCUCGAAGACAUCAUUAACAGUGGUACGGACCCUGCCACACCCCUGGCCAUGAAGAAAUUUGUCUCCCACGCCACUUGCCAUGACUCCCUGGGGUUGCAAGAACAGGAAUCGUACCUCAUCAUGGGCCAGACAUCAGACCUGUGGAGAAUCAAAUCUGAUUACAGCUAUGUUCUGGGCAAGGAGACGUUCCUCAUCCUUUGGCCAGCAGAUGGAGAUGCCAGCAAGAAAGAAUUGCGGGACCAACUGGAGGAAUUUUUGGAAUAUAUGCACACCCACGGCUGCCAGUCCUGAGCCUCUUCUGCUUUCAGGGAGGUGUCAUCAGGCAGCUCUGGGCCACUGGGUUUAACCCCAAAUAAAGAGCACAGGAUAUGACACCCAAA